AUGGCAGACAUCAUCCGAACCCGCCCCGACGGCCACCAAGAGGUCAGGACCGGACUGGGAUGGCGGCGCGUGCAAUCUGAAUCCGAAGCGAGUAGCGAGACGACGCUGCCCAUCAUCGACCUCGGCGACAUGGCCCAUCCGGACAUCAACCGUCGACGAGAGCUGGCCCGCACGGUAUGCGAUGCGGCCAUCAAGUGCGGAUUCUUCUAUAUCCGCAACCACGGCGUGGCCGCCACCAGCGUGGCGUCCAUCCUGCACGAGACGAAGCGCUUCUUCCAUGAGCUGACGCUCGACGAGAAGAUGCAGUACGACACGGAGAAGCACGAGCAUUACUAUGGCUAUUAUCCCAUCAAGCUGGACCCGGACCAGCCAGCGGGAGCAAAACUCAACGAGGGCAUCAACUACGGCUACGAAGCGUGCGCGGACCCCGACGCCGACGCAGAAGCAGACGCAGACGCAGACGCAGACGCAGAAGCAGAAGCAACGACACGGCAGACCAGAAAUAGCCACAACAAUGGCGAUAACUGGUGGCCCUCGGAAACCCGGCUCCCGGGCUACGAAAAAAAUGUCAAGCACUACAUGGGCGAGAUGCUACGGCUGAGCCGGUCGCUGCUGCGCCUGUUCGCGCUCGGGCUCGACCUGGACGAACACUCGCUCGACCAUCUGGCCACGCAGCCGUAUUCCAUCUUGAAAAUGGCCCACUACCCCGGCGAGCUGGCGGGAACCCAGGAGCCGUCGUCGAUCCGGCCGCACACCGACUACGAGCUGCUGACCAUCCUGCUGCAAGACGAGAUCGCCUCGCUCCAAGUCUUGUCCAACACGGGCCGCUGGAUCCAGGCCACUCCGAUCGACGGCACCUUGGUGGUCAACAUCGGUGACUCCUUGUCCAUGCUGACCAACGGCCUGUUCGUAUCGACCAUGCAUCGAGUCUUGAACACGUCCAGACGCGCGCGGUACUCAGUGCCUUUUUUCCUUGGUGCAAACCAAGAGGCCGAACUCCGAGCCCUGGACCGGUUCGUGACACCGGAACAUCCAGCCAAAUUCCAGCCCAUGACAUCGGGAGACUAUAUCCGUCGCUCGCUGCAAGCCGUCUACUCGAAACCAAACUCCGAAAUCGUCUACGACACACUCGAGCUGAGAGCAUAG
Messenger RNA from Capronia epimyces CBS 606.96, 1146 nucleotides. RefSeq lists its product as uncharacterized. The coding region runs from base 1 to 1146 and encodes 381 amino acids. Lineage: Eukaryota; Fungi; Ascomycota; Eurotiomycetes; Chaetothyriales; Herpotrichiellaceae. Gene Ontology annotation, molecular function: dioxygenase activity. The record is from RefSeq and is a predicted model, not a curated record. The transcript is spliced from 3 exons.